GCAAGUUCAGAGAGGAGGCAAUUAGAAGCGUUAAUUAGAAGGAAUGGGGAUGAAGGUAGAGCAAGUUCUUCACAUGGUUGGAGGUGCUGGAGAGACCAGCUACGCCACCAACUCCAGGGUUCAAGAGAAGGCAAUAUUUGAAGCAAAGCCCAUAGUGGAGGAGGCCUUGAGAGAGGUCUAUAAGACUGCCCUGCCUGAGAGCAUGGUGGUGGCUGACUUGGGUUGCUCUUCUGGUCCUAACACAUUUCAUGUGGUUUUCGAGGCCAUCGAUAUCGUGGACGAUCAGAGCCGACAGCUGGGACGGCCCCCGCCGGAGAUCCUGUUCUUCUUGAACGAUCUCCCGGGGAAUGACUUCAACAGUAUUUUUCAGUCUUUGGAAGGAUACGAGGUGAAAUUAAAGGAAGAGAAGCAAGAGCGGAUUCCGCCGUUCUAUGUUGUGGGAGUGCCUGGCUCUUUCUAUGGGAGGCUUUUCCCCUCUCGAAGCGUUCAUUUCUUCCACUCUUCCUACUGUCUCAUGUGGCUCUCCCAGGGUAUCUUACAAAAGAAAAAGGUGGAUGCCUUCAAUUUGCCUUUUUACACACCUUCUAUGGAGGAGGUGAGGGCAGUGAUACAAAGUGUAGAAUUUUUUGAUCUCGAUCGAGUAGAAAUAUUCAAGUCGAACUGGGAUCCAUUUGAUGACUCUAGUGAUGAUCGCAUAUACGACAAUGUUAUAAGCGGAGAAAAUGUGGCAAAGUCUAUAAGAGCACUGAUAGAACCCAUGAUUGCACGUAGCUUUGGGGAGCAGAUACUUGAUGAUUUAUUCUCAAGAUAUGCAAAGAAUGUUGCAAGGCACCUCUUGGAGGAGAAGACCAAGCUUCCUGUUUUUGUCAUUGCUUUGAAGACAAAAGUGUGA
Phoenix dactylifera (date palm) is the source of this 892-nucleotide messenger RNA. The record is from RefSeq and is a predicted model, not a curated record. Lineage: Eukaryota; Viridiplantae; Streptophyta; Magnoliopsida; Arecales; Arecaceae.